AUGUGAAGAGGUCAACCACCAGUCCAUCAAACUGACUUAGGAUGAGUAAGGAUCGUCGCUUUAAUGAUGAAAUUGACAAACUGACUGGAUACAAGACAAAAUCAUUGUUGUGCACGCCCAUUAGAAACAGUGAUGGAGAAAUUAUUGGUGUCGCCCAAGCGAUAAAUAAGACGCCUGGAGGUGCCCCUUUUACAGAUGAUGAUGAAAAAGUGAUGCAGAUGUAUCUCCCAUUCUGUGGAAUUGCCAUAUCUAAUGCCCAGCUAUUUGCUGCUUCAAGAAAGGAAUAUGACAGAAGCAGAGCUUUGCUGGAGGUGGUUAAUGAUCUCUUUGAAGAACAGACAGACUUAGAGAAAAUUGUCAAGAAAAUCAUGCACCGGGCCCAGACUCUGUUGAAGUGUGAACGCUGCUCAGUGUUACUUCUGGAGGACAUUGAAUCACCAGUGGUGAAAUUUACAAAAUCAUUUGAGCUGAUGUCUCCAAAAUGCAGUGCCGAUACUGAGAACAGUUUCAAAGACAGUAUGGAGAAAUCAUCAUCUUAUUCUGACUGGCUAAUAAAUAAUAGCAUUGCUGAGCUAGUAGCUUCUACGGGUCUUCCAGUGAACAUCAGUGAUGCAUAUCAGGAUCCUCGCUUUGAUGCUGAAGCUGACCAGAUUUCUGGUUUUCAUAUAAGGUCUGUUCUUUGUGUUCCUAUAUGGAAUAGCAAUCACCAGAUAAUUGGCGUAGCUCAAGUGCUGAAUAGGCUUGAUGGGAAGCCUUUUGAUGAUGCCGAUCAGAGACUAUUUGAGGCUUUUGUUAUUUUUUGUGGCCUGGGUAUCAACAACACAAUAAUGUAUGACCAGGUGAAAAAAUCAUGGGCAAAACAAUCUGUGGCUCUUGAUGUACUGUCUUACCAUGCAACGUGUUCAAAGGCAGAAGUUGACAAAUUUAAGGCAGCAAACAUCCCACUGGCAUCAGAACUUGGCAUCGAUGACAUCCAUUUUGAUGACUUUUCACUUGAUGUGGAUGCCAUGAUUACUGCAGCCCUCCGCAUGUUCAUGGAGCUUGGAAUGGUUCAGAAAUUUAAAAUUGACUAUGAGACAUUGUGUAGGUGGCUUUUGACAGUUAGGAAGAAUUAUCGAAUGGUUCUGUAUCACAACUGGAGGCAUGCUUUCAACGUGUGCCAGCUGAUGUUUGCAAUGUUAACUACAGCAGGAUUUCAGGAGAUUCUGACUGAAAUUGAAAUUUUAGCUUUGAUUGUGGGAUGUUUAUGUCAUGACCUUGACCACAGGGGAACCAACAAUGCCUUCCAAGCCAAGAGUGGAUCAGCUUUGGCUCAGCUUUAUGGAACCUCUGCUACCUUGGAACACCAUCAUUUUAAUCAUGCUGUCAUGAUUCUUCAAAGUGAGGGUCACAACAUCUUUGCUAACUUGUCCUCCAAGGACUAUAGUGACCUUAUGCAGCUUCUGAAGCAGUCAAUACUGGCAACAGACCUCACUCUGUAUUUUGAGAGGAGGACUGCAUUUUUUGAACUUGUCAGUAAAGGUGACUAUGAUUGGAAUGUCAAAAGCUACCGUGAAAUAUUUCAAUCAAUGCUAAUGACAGCCUGUGACCUUGGAGCUGUGACCAAACCGUGGGAGAUUUCAAGACAGGCAGCUGAACUGGUAACCAGCGAGUUCUUCGAGCAAGGAGACAGAGAGAGAUCUGAACUCAAACUAACCCCUUCAGCUAUUUUUGAUCGGAACAGAAAAGAUGAACUGCCCAGGCUGCAGCUGGAAUGGAUUGAUAGCAUCUGCAUGCCCUUAUACGAGUCUCUAGUAAAGCUGAACAUGAAGCUGAAGCCCAUGCUGGAUUCAGUGGCAACAAACAGAAGUAAAUGGGAGGAACUGCACCAAAAAAGACUUCUCUCUCAAGCAGCAGCCUCCUCUUCCUCCUCUUCCAGCUUUACUGUGUCUCUUGAAGACAUAAAUUAAGCCUGCAAAUGCCAGCCAUUGUGGUGCUGAGAGCUGUCUGAAAGGCUUUCUUUAGCUUAGUUCCAUCAAUUGGAAAAAAACUUAAAACUUUCACAGACAUACUUAAUUGACUGGAUGUUAUCUUGAUGACAGUGGUUGCUUUUGCCUGGACAUUCAGUGGGCCCGGAAAGAAGGCCUAUGUUGAUUAGGGUUAUGUUGAUAUCAAGUCACAGGGAAGCUAUAGUACAAGAAGCAUUCAUUCAGCUCCACUACCUUUCAGCUGCGGCUGUAAAAAUCACACAAAGCUGACUAUGGACUGAGAUACAAGAACUUACAGCUUCAUAAAAUUAAUAAUACAGAACAGAAAGGGAAUGCGCAUUGGUCAAUUCAUAUGCAAGGAACUGGAGGAGAAGAGAAUAGUGUGUAAUUACCUUGUUGUUUUGCAUCUCUCUGGUGUUCAUUAUGAACCAAUAAUGCCUGCAAUUGUGAAGUUUCUCUCUUACUCUUUCCUCCUCUUUUAUGCUUGAAUGUUCUGAAAAGCCUGCUUUAUAUUCUACAGAAGUAUUUUUUUACAACAAAGUUCCUUGUUGAUUGAUCAGGACCUUUAGAAUUGCCUCUCUUUGCUACCUUUAAAAACAAACUUUAUUAUCUUGAAAAAUAUCAACUGUCCCAGCUCUCCUAAGAAAUUAAGAAUAACAGUUCUGUAAAUUACCCAGCAAGUAGGAAUUUGUGCAAAGGCAAAACUAUUGCAUGAUAAAUUUUUAGAAACACUCCUUUAAAAUAUUGUUACUUUGCACUGUCCCCUAAGUAAAGUACUAAUGGACGUUAACAAAAACAGGAUAAAAAGGAAAUCUGUUGCCUUGUGCUACAGAAGCUGUGUUGCAGAGUGCACCGUGGAUAUGCCUUUCUGAUAUAAUUUCUAAAUGAAAUGAAUAUUUUAACUGUUACCCAACAGAAAUGGUGGAGAAAUGUGUACCAUCAUGCUGAACACUGACUGCCUCUUCUUUCUCUUGCCAGCUGCUGCUUGCUUAAAAUUUAAGUCAACGUCCUGUUACAGUUACUGGAAAGCAAGUCAACAAUCACAUGCACAUAUAUGGGAUAGAGUUGUUUGUAACACUUUAAUCAAACAUCAUAGGUCAAGAAGCCAAAUGUCAAGUUCUCACUAAUAUUAUGUGACCUCUCCGUUAUGGCAGAGAUUGCUGGCAACCUAUGAUUUGAGGCUGUGCACGCCAUUCUGAGCACCUGAAUACCUGAGGACCCAUAUUAAAAUACUUAGGACUUGACACACAGAAAAUUGUUCCAUUCAAAAAAGAAAUAAAAAAACAAACAUACUAAUGGCCCACUCUUUUGGCCAUUAGUUCCUGAAGUUCCUGAAGAAAGUUAUUUAGAAAAUAGGAAUGCCCACAGGCACUCACAUAAGAAAUGAAAGCCAGAUUCAGAGCUCAGUUAUACCUGCAUAUACCAGAAACGCUACACUGACUUUGGUACAAUUGCUCUGGACUGGCAGAAUCUAGCCCAUAUGACUUGAUGUGCAAAAGAUCUCAGUCCCCAACACAAUGUCUCCCAUCCAGGCAUUUAUGGCUUGUGUAUACUAAGCACUUUCUAGAAAGCUGACCAAUGCUGUGUAAUUGAUAAUUAAACAAAUGAGAACUUAUUUAAAAGCUCUGUGGUGCUACUAAUUUGUGUAGACAGCAUACAUGGGAGAUUCCAGAACCACUGCAAAAUCUAAGCUACUGAAUCAUAGUAGUCUUUUCUACCAAAGAGAAAUGGGGAAGGGGAGAAAUCUAUGAAUACAAGCACUGUUUGAACUUGUUUCUAUUACCAUUCUCCUUCCACAAUAAAUAUAGAGCUGGGAUAGUCUACUGCAAGCUUGUAUAAAACUUAUUUAUAUAAUGCAUGCUUUAUGGGAAAAGCAGACAUCAUGAUCGACAUAGUACUGUUGGCAGCUUCACAGAGCUUUCCUGAAUUUUGAUAUUGCAUAUCGCUAAAUAUAACAUAAUUUAUAGUACACAUACCCUACAGCUCCUCCAAGGUUGAGUUCUCUUAUUUCCUUUCCUUUUUAUUGGCUUCAGUGCACUGUUGCCCCUAGCAACACUCACUGGCAGUGAUGGGAAUUCAGCAUUACUGCAACCUGACAUACAGUUGAGGCCCUAACAAUGUCAACCAUCAAUCAGUUGGCUGCUUAUAAUUGCCUCCAUCUAUUUCUCCUGUCUUGUGGUAUCCUUCCUAUUGUGGGUCAAAAUUCAGAAACUGCUGACUAAUGUUACGAUUCUGUUCCUCUGUUGCAAAAAAGGGAAUAAAAGAGCGCAUGCUUAGAUCCUCCUGCAAUUCUCUUCUCAGGAAACAAAAAACCUCUGCUGAAACCAGUAGAUUGUACUGGUGUGUCUGAAAAUAGAAUUUGGCCUCCACUGUUUUUUUAAACUUCAAUUUAAAAAGGCUUCAGUGUGUUUCCUUAGGGAAGCACACGUACAUACAUUUCUUACCAUUAAAGUAUUCGUGUUUUUGAAGCAAGGGAACAUUCUGUACAGAAAUAAUGUGUCAUAUUGUUUCUCACAAUUAGGAUGGUAGCGGGUACACCUUUGUCCCUGUUUGUCAGAUUCAUUUAUACAGAUUUUGGCAACUGUUCAUUGUUUUGGUGCAAAAGCAGCUUUUCUUGAGGGAAUGAAGUAUUUUUCCAGAACUUUGAGCCAUUUUGUAAACCUAUUCCAGUAAAGACUGUAAUGAAGUCACUGUAAAACACAGUCUAAGCUCAAAUUCUGCUCUGCUCAUUACUCUGCCCUUUGAACAGGCAGAGAUUACCUGGCACAGAAAUCACAUUGGUUCUGCUGCACGAGUGGGAAAGACAGGAUUUUUCACAUGAGAGGGUCUGUACUAGACAGACUACACUGUUAACCACACAGCAGAGCUACUCUGCUGGAGAUGCCCAAUGCACAGCUCAGUAUUCAGUCUGGUAAAUAGGAGGAUCUUCAGUCAUUCGUCCGUUCCUUGCCUUCCGUGGAAUUUUUGCCUAAAGUGAUAACUAACAUUUGUCUAUAUUUGUGGCCCAAUAUUA
Molecule: messenger RNA, 4980 nt
Organism: Alligator sinensis (Chinese alligator)
Lineage: Eukaryota; Metazoa; Chordata; Crocodylia; Alligatoridae
Gene: PDE11A
Product: phosphodiesterase 11A
Exons: 20
Coding region: 42-1949 (635 amino acids)
Biological process (GO): signal transduction
Molecular function (GO): protein binding; 3',5'-cyclic-nucleotide phosphodiesterase activity
Source: RefSeq, a predicted model, not a curated record